GCUAUGGUUAAAUAAAGUUUGUUUCCGCCCCCGGCGCGCAGAGGAUGUCGGGAGAUGUAGUUCUUCCUAUGAUAAGGACGCGUUGCUGGAGUGUAAGGAGGCAGCUCCGCUAAUCUCUUCCCGACACCGGAAGACGCCGGGAUUCUUCUUCUGCGGUCACCCUGGAAACAGGGCUGAUGUUGUGCUGGGCCCGAGGUCUCCUGCGAGGAGUUCAGAAGAAGACUGUCUGCUCACUUCCCCGGCGAGGUAUUUCUCAGCUUCCACCGCUCAGGAUGAGGCUAAUCCAGUUUCAGAGCUCAUUCUUUCCAGGUCAGAGGAUCGGUGUGGAGCUGGAUUUGCAAACAAUCAUUGACCUGAAUGCCUUUAAUCCAUCACUUCCGCACAAGAUGAAGGAGUUCCUAGAAGGUGGCGACAAAUUUUUAGAGAUCGCUAAGAGGGCCCUGGAUUGUAGUCAAACCAUAUUGGCCCGCUCUCAGAUCAAAGUCAUGGCACCUAUCACCGACCCGGAGAAGGUUAUAUGUAUUGGGAUGAAUUAUGUGGAUCAUUGCCUGGAGCAGAAUGUCCCUGUUCCCACAGAGCCCAUCAUCUUCAGCAAGUUCCCCAGCUCCAUUGUGGGUCCAUUUGACCCGAUUGUCCUUCCAGCAGAAAGCCAGAAAGUGGACUGGGAAGUUGAACUCGCUUUUGUGAUAGGGAAAAAGGGAAAACACAUUAAGGAGCAGGAUGCUAUGGAGCACGUGGCUGGGUUUAUGGUUGCUCAUGAUGUAAGCGCCCGUGACUGGCAGAUGGAAAAGAAUGGCAAGCAGUGGCUGCUGGGGAAAACAUUUGACACUUUUUGUCCGUUGGGGCCAGCACUGGUUACUAAAGACUCUAUAUCAGACCCCCAUGGCCUUGGAAUCCGCUGCUAUGUGAAUGGGAGCAUCGUCCAGAGUAGUAACACAAACCAGAUGGUCUUCAAGACGGAAGCUCUCAUAGCCUGGGUCUCCAAAUUUGUCACAUUAAAUCCAGGCGAUGUAUUUCUGACUGGGACACCGCCGGGAGUUGGUGUAUUUAGAAAGCCACCUGUAUAUCUUAAGGCGGGAGAUUGGGUUGAGUGCGAGAUCGAGGAGCUGGGAGUGAUCCGUAACAAAGUGGUGUGAAGAUCUGCCCAUAACAACAGAGAGACAGACACGGAGGUGUACAAGAGGUUUAAUAAAGAACAAAUCACAUUCUAUUAACAGAAAAGACGGUUUCCUGAUGGAACAUGAAAGCCUUCAAGUCCACACAACAACGAUCCUGGGUUGUAAUAAUAGACUAAUUUUUAAGCAGGAAAAAAAAAAAAAAAAAAACUCUACACUUCAGUAAUUUUCUAUUCUAAAUCAACUGCCAACAAUCUGGACCCACAGGGAAAUAAAAUAAUAAUAAAAAAUUGAAAUGCA
Pseudophryne corroboree (corroboree frog) is the source of this 1415-nucleotide messenger RNA. RefSeq names its product fumarylacetoacetate hydrolase domain-containing protein 2. The record is from RefSeq and is a predicted model, not a curated record. NCBI's taxonomy places the organism in Eukaryota, Metazoa, Chordata, Amphibia, Anura, Myobatrachidae. Gene Ontology annotation, molecular function: catalytic activity. Bases 177 to 1136 code for a protein of 319 amino acids. The transcript has 8 exons.